AUGACAGACGAAGAAAUCGUUGAUGUUAUUAUAGUAGGAGCUGGAAUAUCAGGACUCUAUGCAGCUUAUCGAAUCAGACAAAUAGCACCAGAACUUAAAAUACUUGUACUCGAAGCAAAAGAUCGAGUUGGUGGUCGCACAUUAACAGCUGAUCUUAAAACGUCACAUGAUGGAAAUGAAACAGAUCGAUUUGAUCUUGGUGGUCAAUGGGUGACUGAUACGCAAGAAAAUAUAACAACAUUACUUGAGGAAUUGCAAUUAGAAACAUAUAUGCAAUACCAUACAGGCAAAAGUAUAUCAGAAUUACAUCGUCGUGUACAAAAAUAUGGAUUACCAGUACCAUUUGUAUCUUUACUUUCAUUUCUUGAAACUAUUUAUAGUGUUUUUCGACUUGAAAGUUUAGUAUCGAAUGUUCCACCAUGGAAUCCCAUGAUGACAAGAAAUGCUGAUUAUCUUGAUCAACAUACACUUGCAGAUUUAAUGAAACCAUGGAUACGCAAUAGUAGAUAUUGUGAUCAUCGA
This is a messenger RNA of Rotaria sp. Silwood1, 522 nucleotides long. Lineage: Eukaryota; Metazoa; Rotifera; Eurotatoria; Philodinida; Philodinidae. The record is from the annotation of a GenBank genome assembly.